Messenger RNA from Cydia fagiglandana, 1617 nucleotides. RefSeq names its product protein lin-7 homolog C (gene veli). Bases 120 to 716 code for a protein of 198 amino acids. NCBI's taxonomy places the organism in Eukaryota, Metazoa, Arthropoda, Insecta, Lepidoptera, Tortricidae. Gene Ontology annotation, cellular component: cell-cell junction; synapse; basolateral plasma membrane. The record is from RefSeq and is a predicted model, not a curated record. Gene Ontology annotation, molecular function: protein binding. Gene Ontology annotation, biological process: neurotransmitter secretion; protein localization to basolateral plasma membrane; maintenance of epithelial cell apical/basal polarity. The transcript has a single exon.
UCAAAUGUAGUUUCUGAACGUGCGCACUUGCUCAUCUUUCGUAGUUGUAUCGAUUGAAUAAAUAAAAUAAAUUCUUCGAGAUCCCUGACUUGUGAACACUACUACAUUUAUAAAACAGUAUGAGCACUACGGGGGAGCAGUUGACCUUAGCCAGGGACAUAAAGAGAGCCAUUGAGCUGCUCGAGAAGCUGCAACAAAGUGGUGAAGUGCCAGCUACUAAACUCGCUGCCUUGCAGAAGGUGUUGCAAAGUGAUUUCCUGAAUGCCGUUCGAGAAGUUUACGAGCACGUCUACGAGACUGUAGAUAUCCAGGGCUCGGCUGACAUUAGAGCUUCAGCCACUGCAAAGGCGACCGUGGCUGCGUUCGCAGCCGCCGAAGGCCAUGCUCAUCCCAGAGUUGUAGAACUUCCGAAAACUGAGGAAGGUUUAGGUUUCAACGUAAUGGGCGGUAAGGAGCAAAACUCCCCUAUUUACAUCUCUAGAAUCAUCCCUGGUGGCGUUGCUGAUCGUCAUGGAGGACUGAAAAGGGGAGACCAGCUGCUGUCAGUGAACGGCGUAUCCGUGGAAGGUGAGAACCACGAGAAAGCUGUAGAGCUACUGAAGCAGGCUGUUGGCUCUGUAAAGUUGGUAGUCAGGUACACUCCCAAAGUUCUGGAAGAAAUGGAAAUGAGAUUUGACAAGCAGAGGACUGGUCGCAGACGAACCAACUACAAUUAAAAAAUCCUCAAGCUAAGCUUGAUGUUCAAGCUAUGUAUUAUCAUUUAUAGGAGCACUGGAACAAUUUGUUUUGGUAAAAUGGAUCCUUAUUGAUGAGUGUCUUAGUAUGUUAUUUAUCUGUUAAUAUUUUACCUAAUUUUCAUAUUGACUGCCAUGCACAGUUUUACAUGCAAUAUUUUAUGCACUUUGCAUCAUGGUUCAAUAUUGGAUGUUUGCCCUGUAAAUAUGUAUAAGUGAGAGACACUUAGAGCUUCCCCACAAUAUAUUAAAAUUGAUGCAUUUACUUCUAUUAAUUGAAACCAGCAGUUGGUUGUCAUUGUGAAGUGUUUGCCAUGGGUAUAGUUUGACAGGACUAUGCUCAGGAUAGAGUGGAUGGUACAAGACACAGUCUUUUCCCUUUUAUGAGAUGGACUAAUCAAGUGAAAAUUUUCACAAGGUCAGACAUAAAUUGCAUAUGACUUUGUCAAAUGAUGUUUUUAAACCCGUAAUCACAACUUUCACCUUUGGUUACGCUUUUUGAUUGUACAGCUCAGUAUGCAUUUUACAUUUGUAUGCAUCCUUGGUAUUGAAAGAAAAAAAUAUUAUAACCAACUGUUAUUGAAUAUGUUGAAAAUGUAAAAAGGAAAAGUAUUAUAUGCCUUAUUUAUAAGUCAUUAAUAGUUUUGUAUCAUUGAUGCCAAAUAUAUUUGACUCAAUUUACUGUAAAACAUUUACUCGUUAGUUGUAUUAGAUUGAAUGCACAUAUUGUAUUAUUUUAGAUGUUAAGAAUAUUAUUACAAGUUAACUUAUAAUUUUCAAUUUACUCAAUUUAUAAGUCAUGUAUAUUGAUAUUAUGAAAUGGUACUUAAUUGUGUUUAAAGUAUAUGAGUUACUGAAAUAAAAAAGGAAAAUAAAGUCAUAA